CUACAGCUUAAUACAACAACUCUCCAAUCCCAAUCUUUUCCUUUUCUAUUACUUUACUUUCUCUCUCUAGAAUUUUUUUUGUUUUUGGUUUUCAAUUCACUUUCUCUCUCUAAAGCUUCUCAAAUCCCUUUCUCAAUCUUCAAUGUCAGUCCAAGCAGUCCUGGGCUUCGGAGCUUGGGGGGCUGCCACUGCUUCUGCGACGGUUUAACGGAACGUGGUGCACACGCGCCUCCGUGGAGCUGGAGAACAAUGGUGUUCAAAGGCAGGUUCUUCUCGUCCAAGAAGUCGUCGGACUCUUCUUCGAACAGCCCCGACGCUUCCUCCAACAGUCCUCGAUCGAUCGGCUCCAGUUCACCUCUCAGAUCCGAUAAGAAGAAGUCCAAAUCGUCCUCGGCUUCUCCCAAAGACGUUCCGCACCUCGGCGUCUGUCGCCAGACCCUGGUCAAAGAUGGCGGCGCCAAGAAGAAGGACCUCAAGGGGAAGGAGACUGUGUCUCAGCCUUCUACGCCUUCCAGAACAAGCUCCGGGACUUCCGCUUCCUUGCUCAGCAAAAUUAAACCAGCUGCUGCUGCGGCGGCGGCAGCUUCGACUACGGCGACUGCUGCCGCUGCUGAUGUGAAAAACGUGCAGCCUCCGGCGCCGAAUUCUGUUUCGCCGAUUCUUGCAUCGUCACUCGGGUUGAAUAGGAUAAAGACGCGAUCGGGGCCGUUGCCGCAGGAAAGCUUUUUCGGGUUUAGGGGCGAUAAGGUUUCGUCUCUCGGGGUCAGUAAUUUGUCUAGACCAGGUGGUGGCGAUGGUAGUUCGGGGAAGAAGAAGGAUAGUGUGAGCAACUCUGAUAGUAUGUCUACUGGUAGCGCCGUGUCUAGAGACCAGAGUCCCAAUGUGCUGCCUCAAUCUCGGCCACAGAAUGGUGAAUCGUCGUCAGAAGCAGGGAAAUUGGACUCAUCAUGGGGCCCCUCUGGAGGAUUGAGGAGUUCAGAUGUUUGUACACCUGAGAUGACUACAUUUGAUUGUGAUAACCCAAAGGAGUCCGAGUCUCCCCGUUUUCAAGCCAUACUUCGUGUAACAAGUGCACCAAGGAAGAGAUUUCCCUCGGACAUCAAAAGUUUCUCCCAUGAAUUGAAUUCUAAAGGUGUACGACCUUUUCCAUUUCCUCGAGGCUUAAACAAUCUAGAGGAAAUCUUGGUUGUAAUUCGUGGAAAAUUUGACAAAGCCAAGGAAGAAGUAAACUCUGAUCUGGCUAUCUUUGCAGCAGAUUUGGUUGGAAUUCUUGAAAAAAAUGCAGAUAAUCAUCCAGAGUGGCAAGAAACUAUUGAGGACUUGCUAAUUUUGGCUCGUAGGUGUGCAAUGACGACACCUGGGGAGUUUUGGCUUCAGUGUGAAAGUAUAGUUCAAGACUUAGAUGAUAGGCGCCAAGAGCUUUCUCCUGGUAUGCUGAAGCAGCUACACACUCGAAUGCUUUUCAUUCUUACAAGGUGUACCAGGCUGCUGCAGUUCCACAAGGAAAGUAGAUUGGCUGAGGAUGCUCAUGUUCUUCAACUUCGUCAAUCUAGAGUUCUUCAUUCUGCAGAGCGAGUUCCUCCAGCUUUGCCUAGGGAUACAAAAAGUUCUAAUGUUGCAAGUGCAUCGAAAGCAGCUUCAACUAGAAAAUCAUACAGUCAAGAGCAGCAUGGGUUGGAGUGGAAGAGAGAUAAUGCUGUUCAACCUGGAAAUCUUCUUUUGCCUUCUGCUGAUGACACAUCAAAAAAAGUGGAGUCUCCUGCUACUAGGGAUAGGAUGACUUCUUGGAAGAAAUUUCCAUCACCAAGCGCAAAAAGCACAAAAAGCACAAAAGAAGCGGCUGUCUUGAAGGAGCAGAAUGAUGUUAAGGUUGAACAACCAAAGACUAUAAACAGGAAGGGAGCUUCUGAUGUGGAUCUGAUUGCAGCUAAGCCUCUGGAGUCCCAUGCUAAAGAUUCUCACGAUCAUCCUUCCAAGCAUCAGCACAAAGUGUCUUGGGGAUACUGGGGAGAUCCACUGAAUAUAUCUGAUGACAGUUCUAUAAUUUGUCGUAUUUGUGAGGAAGAAGUUCCUACUUCAAAUGUGGAAGAUCAUUCUAGAAUUUGUGCAGUUGCUGACCGAUGUGACCAGAAGGGUCUAAGUGUCGAUGAGCGUCUUCUUAGACUUUCUGAUACCCUUGAAAAGAUGAUGGAGUCCUUUGCCCAAAAGGAUAACCAACUCGCAGGAGGAAGUCCAGAUGUUGCGAAAGUAUCAAAUUCAAGUGUAACUGAAGAGUCUGACAUUUUCUCACCAAAACUGAGUGACUGGUCCCGCAGAGGCUCUGAAGACAUGUUCGACUGUUUUCCUGAAGCUGAUAAUUCAUUAUUUAUAGAAGACCUGAAGGGUUUACCUUCCAUGUCAUGUAAAACUCGUUUUGGUCCGAAGUCUGAUCAGGGAAUGACAACAUCAUCUGCAGGUAGCUUGACACCUAGGUCUCCCUUAUUGACACCAAGGACCAGCCAGAUUGACUUGCUUUUAGCAGGCAAGGCUGCUUACUCAGAGCAAGACGAUCUUCCCCAGAUGAGUGAACUAGCUGAUAUUGCACGAUGUGUAGCCAAUACUCCUUUGGAUGACGAUCGCUCCAAUCCAUAUCUAUUAACUUGCCUUGAAGAUUUGAGAGUUGUAAUUGAUCGAAGGAAAUUUGAUGCAUUGAUAGUUGAGACUUUUGGGACGCGCAUUGAGAAGCUGAUUAGGGAGAAGUAUUUGCAGCUUUGUGAGCUAGUAGAAGAUGAAAAGGUUGAUUUAACAAGUUCUGUGAUUGAUGAAGAUGCUCCUCUGGACGAUGAUGUGGUUCGCAGCUUGAGAACAAGUCCUGUACAUUCUUCAAGAGAUCGUACCUCAAUUGAUGAUUUUGAGAUUAUCAAACCAAUCAGUCGGGGGGCUUUUGGACGGGUUUUCCUGGCCAAAAAGAGAACAACAGGGGACCUUUUUGCCAUAAAGGUUCUUAAAAAGGCUGACAUGAUCCGGAAAAAUGCAGUUGAAAGUAUCUUGGCGGAACGUGAUAUUUUGAUUUCAGUUCGCAAUCCCUUUGUGGUUCGCUUCUUCUAUUCAUUCACUUGCCGAGAAAAUUUGUACCUUGUGAUGGAGUAUUUGAAUGGAGGGGAUUUAUAUUCGUUGUUGAGAAAUUUAGGCUGCUUAGAAGAAGAUGUUGCUCGUGUAUAUAUAGCAGAAGUGGUACUUGCGCUAGAAUAUUUACAUUCACUUCGUGUGGUUCAUCGUGAUUUGAAGCCAGAUAAUUUAUUAAUUGCUCAUGAUGGUCAUAUUAAGCUGACGGAUUUUGGGCUCUCAAAGGUUGGUCUUAUCAACAGUACUGAUGAUUUAUCUGGCCCAGCCGUAAGUACCACAUCUCUAAUGGUGGAAGAUGAGCCUGAGUUAUCUGUGCCUGAGCAUCAGCAAGAAAGACGAAAGAAACGUUCUGCUGUUGGCACACCUGACUAUUUGGCACCAGAGAUACUAUUGGGAACAGGACAUGGUACAACUGCCGAUUGGUGGUCAGUUGGUGUGAUUUUGUUUGAACUGAUUGUUGGUAUUCCACCCUUCAAUGCAGAGCAUCCUCAGACAAUAUUCGAUAACAUUCUUAAUCGUAAAAUUCCUUGGCCUCGAGUGCCUAAUGAAAUGAGUCCAGAAGCAGCAGAUUUGAUUGAUCGAUUAUUGACUGAAGAUCCUAACCAGAGGCUUGGAGCAGCAGGAGCAUCAGAGGUGAAGCAACAUGUAUUUUUCAAGGAUAUCAACUGGGAUACACUUGCUAGGCAGAAGGCUGCAUUUGUUCCCUCGUCCGAGAGUGCACUAGAUACCAGUUAUUUCACUAGUCGUUAUUCAUGGAAUACUUCGGAUGACCAUGCUUAUCCACCUAGUGAACUCGAAGAUUCUAGUGAUGCUGAUAGUUUGAGUGGUAGCAACAGUGGCAUGAGCAUGGGUCAUGAUGAAGUGCAGGAGGAUGAAUGUGCGACUCUUGCUGAAUUUGAUUUAGGCUCAAAUAUCAAUUAUUCCUUCAGUAACUUCUCAUUUAAGAAUCUCUCCCAGCUUGCAUCCAUCAACUAUGACCUGCUUUCAAAGGGUUAUAAGGAUGAUCCACCCAACAAUUCUAAUGCCUAAGCUUCACUCCCUGUCAAAAGAUGGGAUUGUGGUUUGGACAUUAGAUCAUCUUUGUUGUUUGUAUACACCCCUGUACAUAGAUAAAGAAAACUCAAGAUUCUGAAACUGUUUGGGGAUGUGCUCUUUUCACAUAUAAAAAAAAAAACAAAAGAAAAAGGUAACAUGUCCACACUGGGGUUUCAAUUUUUCCAUUGUGUUGUAAUUUGAGGACAUUAAUGUUCCCUAGGCUAUGCCCUGCCCUGUGUUGGCUAACAAUCUUUGUAUCCCAUUGGAACUAUCUAUUUGUAGUUUUCCUACACAUGGUGAAGAGAAAAAACGUCCCUUUUUGGCUCA
Messenger RNA from Humulus lupulus (European hop), 4467 nucleotides. RefSeq names its product probable serine/threonine protein kinase IREH1. Bases 250 to 4134 code for a protein of 1294 amino acids. The record is from RefSeq and is a predicted model, not a curated record. Gene Ontology annotation, biological process: peptidyl-serine phosphorylation; intracellular signal transduction. The transcript has 18 exons. NCBI's taxonomy places the organism in Eukaryota, Viridiplantae, Streptophyta, Magnoliopsida, Rosales, Cannabaceae. Gene Ontology annotation, molecular function: ATP binding; protein serine/threonine kinase activity.